AUGGCUCGGGAUGCUGUUGCGGCCAUGGAAGAUAUACCCUACAACACAGUCAAGCACGACAUGGAAUCUGGCGUCGCAAAACCCUCGUUCACGACAGCCAUGAUCGAGGACUGUAUGAAGAACGCGGGGACUGAUACGUCGUUAACAAGCAUGAUCGUAUUUGUCCUCGUGAUGGUGCAAUACCCAGACGUGUUCAGAAAGGCUCAAGACGAGUUGCUGCGCGUCGUUGGCGACACAAGGCUCCCGGACUACGAGGAUAGGGCAUCGCUUCCGUAUCUUGAGUGCAUUAUCAAAGAGGUGUACAGAUGGUGCCCAGCAGUCCCUACAGCGAUUCCGCAUCAGGCCGCAGAUGACGAUGUCUACCGCGGGUACUACAUACCCAAAGGUUCGAUGAUCAUUCCAAACAUAUGUUUCAGGGCAAUGCUCCGGGACCCCGAGGUAUACCCAGAGCCCGACGUCUUCAGGCCUGAGCGAUUCUUCGGUAUGGCUACAGACAAGCAGUCAGUCAUGAAAGAUCCGAAGAAGAUAGUCUUCGGCUUUGGACGGAGGUAUGCAACAGGGGUGGACAUCGAGAGCGGCUGGUCGAAACAGUAUACUUGCAUGUGGCUCAUUGUCCUUUGA
This is a messenger RNA of Fomitopsis serialis, 621 nucleotides long. RefSeq names its product cytochrome P450. The transcript has 8 exons. Gene Ontology annotation, molecular function: iron ion binding; heme binding; monooxygenase activity. Lineage: Eukaryota; Fungi; Basidiomycota; Agaricomycetes; Polyporales; Fomitopsidaceae. The record is from RefSeq and is a predicted model, not a curated record. Bases 1 to 621 code for a protein of 206 amino acids.